CUCACAAUCUUCCUUUUUCUCUCUAAAAGCUCAAAAAAAUCUCAAACUUUCCUUAUUCUUUGAAAAUUCCCCAAAAUGAAUGACUUGAUGACCAAAUCGUUCACGAGCUAUGUCGAUCUGAAGAAGGCCGCCAUGAAAGAUAUCGACCUCGAAGCCGGUUUAGAAAUGGCAUCGUCCGCUCCCGGUGACAAUGGCGACAUGGGUCUCUUUCUCGAGGAGGCCGAGAAGGUGAAAACCGAGAUGGGUUCGAUUAGAGAGAUUUUAGUGAAGCUCCAACAAGCGAAUGAAGAGACCAAAUCGGCUCAUAAACCCGAAACCCUCAAAUCGCUUCGGAAUACGAUCAAUGUCGACAUUGUAACAGUUCUGAAAAAGGCUCGAUCCAUCCGAUCCCACCUCGAGGAAAUGGACCGUGCCAAUGCUGCCAAGAAACGUCUCUCGGGUAGUAAAGAGGGCACUGCCAUUUACAGAACACGAAUUGCGGUGACGAACGGGUUACGAAAGAAGCUAAAGGAGCUGAUGAUGGAGUUUCAGAGCUUGAGGCAGAGGAUGAUGACGGAGUAUAAGGAGACGGUAGGACGGCGAUACUUUACAGUGACGGGGGAGAAAGCGAACGAGGAGGUGAUAGAGAGGAUAAUAUCUGAUGGCGGGGAAGAGUUUUUAGGGAGGGCGAUAAAGGAGCACGGGCAAGGGGGGAAGGUGGCGGUGGCGGAGACGGUGGAGGAGAUACAGGACCGACACGGGGCGGCGAAGGAGAUAGAGAAGAGCUUGUUGGAGCUGCACCAAGUGUUCUUGGACAUGGCGGUGAUGGUGGAGGCACAAGGGGAGAAGAUGGAUAACAUAGAACAUCAUGUGAUGAAUGCUUCGCAAUAUGUUAGGGAUGGGACAAAGGAAUUGAAGAGUGCUAAGGAAUUGCAAAGGAGUAGUAGAAAAUGUAUGUGUUUGGGGAUUUUGCUAUUGCUUUUGAUUAUUUUGGUUGUUGUUGUUCCUAUUAGUGUUAGUUUUGGAAGUUCUUGAAUUGUAUUAAGAGAACGGGUUGAUUCCUAAUUUGGCUCGA
This is a messenger RNA of Cucurbita pepo subsp. pepo (vegetable marrow), 1054 nucleotides long. Its product is annotated as syntaxin-related protein KNOLLE. Lineage: Eukaryota; Viridiplantae; Streptophyta; Magnoliopsida; Cucurbitales; Cucurbitaceae. Gene Ontology annotation, biological process: intracellular protein transport; vesicle fusion; exocytosis. Gene Ontology annotation, molecular function: SNAP receptor activity; SNARE binding. Gene Ontology annotation, cellular component: endomembrane system; plasma membrane; SNARE complex. The record is from RefSeq and is a predicted model, not a curated record.